GUUUUCUGAGCUGUUAUAUAAUAUACACUUCAUUGCCACUUCUUCAUCAGUGCGAAACAAGUUCGAAUCAGAAGAAGAUGAAGAGUAGAUUAAACCGAGAUUAAAUCUUACAUUGUGAUGGAACCGAGUCUUAAAAAUUAUUAUAUGUGAAUGCAGAUCUCAAUUAAUAUUUUUCAAGGCAUCGGAGUUACUACGUAGCAUCUUUUUACAUAGGCAGAAUAUAUACAAGGAGUUUAAAUUUAUACUAAAAGAUGGCUUCAAUAAAAUUAGUAUCGUUCGAGGAAGAACUAAAGAAGAAUCCGGAAUUGAAAGAGUCAGAUAUACAAAUAUUAAGAGAAUGGUGCAAAAAACAGACUCAUCUACCUAAAAUGUCAGACAGCGAAUUAACAUUGUUCUUGCAUAGUAAUUAUUAUCAACUCGAGCCAACAAAAAUUACUAUCGAUACUUUUUUCACAGUCAGGACUCACGUACCUGAGUUCUUCUGCAAUCGAGAUCUUAUUAACGACAAAGAAGUAAAGAAAGCAACCAAGACGGUAACGACUCAAAUUUUGGAAGGAACUACUAGAGAAGGGCAUACAAUCAUUUAUGGAAGACUCAUAGAUAGCGAGCCAUCGUAUUUUGUUCACAGCGAUGUAGUUAAAUUGCUUUUUAUGACAAUCGAUUUAUGGCUUUAUACGGAGGGUACUUGCAAUGGCCAUAUAUUAAUAGUCGACAUGAAAAACGUUUCUUUGGGACACGUCGCCCGUCUAAGUCCUGUGACUCUAAAGAAAUUCUUUUACUAUCUACAAGAAGGAUUACCUGUUAGAUUGAAAGGGUUCCAUUUGACAAAUGUUUCUCCAGUAGUAGAUAUCAUUUUCAAUAUGAUAAAACCUUUCAUGAAAAAACAGCUGCUGGAUAUGUUUCAUAUGCAUUCCACAAACGACACUCUGGAGAACUUCGUGCCACUCGAAGUUCUUCCAAACGAAGUAGGUGGUCAAGCCGGUCCUAUGCAGGAAUUACAUGACAAACAAAUGAAAAAACUGGCAGAUCACGUUGCUUGGUUCAAAGAAGACGAAGCUAAUCAUCGGAUUAAUGAAUCGCUACGACCGGACAAGACAAAGAUAGCAACGGAUUUAUUUGGCGUUGAAGGAAGCUUUAAGAAGCUCGAGAUUGAUUGAUCAAAUAAUGUUUUACAACAUUAAUGGCAUGAUUGACUUUACUUUUAGUAUGU
Messenger RNA from Trachymyrmex septentrionalis, 1210 nucleotides. Its product is annotated as alpha-tocopherol transfer protein-like. The transcript is spliced from 5 exons. Gene Ontology annotation, cellular component: membrane. Gene Ontology annotation, molecular function: phosphatidylinositol bisphosphate binding. The record is from RefSeq and is a predicted model, not a curated record. Lineage: Eukaryota; Metazoa; Arthropoda; Insecta; Hymenoptera; Formicidae. Bases 252 to 1157 code for a protein of 301 amino acids.